AUGGAUGAGUGGAAACCCAACGCUCCAGCCAAACAGUUUGUUCUGCGGAAAAACCGGAGCUGGUACCUCGCCUGGAAGUACAAGCUGAUGAAUCAGAGAGCUGUCAGGCGGCUAUGCCAGAUGGGUGCCGUCCUCUUUCUGCUUGUGACUGUGAUUGUGAAUAUUAAGCUGAUCCUGGACACUAGAAGAGCUGCCAGCGAAGAGGAGGAGGAGUCUGCCCAGAACUAUGAUGAAGGUGUGCAGCAUCUGGAGACCCCGCGCCGCCCCACCAGCAGCAGGAAGGUCUUGGACAUCGAGGUGUACUCCAGCCGGUCGAAGGUCUACGUGGCUGUGGACGGGACGACGGUCUUGGAAGAUGAGGCUCGGGAGCAGGGAAGAGGGAUCCACAUCAUUGUGUUAAAUCAGGCUACGGGUCACGUGAUGGCCAAGAGGGUGUUCGACACCUACUCACCCCAUGAAGACGAAGCCAUGGUCCUCUUCCUCAACAUGGUCGCUCGUGGUCGCAUCCUGAUCUUCUCCAUUAAGGACGAAGGCUCCUUCCACCUUAAAGACUCGGCAAAGAGCCUCCUGAAGAGCUUGGGAAGCCAGGUCGCCUCGUCCCUCAGCUGGAGGGACAUGUGGAGCUUUGUGGGGAAGAAAGGAGGCGAGGUGUACGGCGAGAAGCAUUCCAAGUCCCCAGUGCUCUCCACGUGGGGGGACCCCGUCUUGCUGAAAACCGAAGUCCAGCUGACCUCCGUGGAAGAUGCCGAGUGCCGCUGGCCCGACACAGAGCUGAACCGCCGCCGGCGGAGGUUCUGCACCAAGGUGGAAGGUUACGGCAGCGUCUGCAGCUGCAAAGACCCCACGCCUAUCGAGUUCAACCCUGAUCCCCUCAAGGACAAUAAAGUCUUUAAUGUGCCUGUGGCUGUCAUUGCAGGGAACAGACCCAACUACCUGUACAGGAUGCUGCGAUCCCUGCUGUCGGCUCAAGGGGUCAACCCCCAGAUGAUCACAGUCUUUAUUGACGGGUAUUAUGAGGAGCCAAUGGACGUGGUGGAGUUGUUUGGCCUGAAAGGGAUCCAGCACACGCCCAUCAGCAUUAAAAAUGCCCGAGUGUCUCAGCACUACAAGGCCAGUCUGACCGCAACCUUCAACCUGCACCCGGAUGCCAAGUUUGCUGUGGUGCUGGAAGAAGACUUGGACAUCUCCAUCGACUUCUUCAGCUUCCUGAGUCAGUCGAUCUAUUUACUGGAGGAGGACGACAGCCUGUACUGCAUCUCGGCUUGGAACGAUCAGGGCUACGAGCACACGGCCGAGGACCCCUCGCUCCUGUACCGCGUCGAGACCAUGCCCGGCCUGGGCUGGGUGCUGAGCAAAAGCCUCUACAAGGACGAACUGGAGCCGAAAUGGCCAACCCCCGAGAAGCUGUGGGACUGGGACAUGUGGAUGCGGAUGCCGGAGCAGCGGAAAGGCCGGGAAUGCAUCAUCCCUGACGUCUCGCGCUCGUACCACUUCGGCAUCGUGGGGCUCAACAUGAAUGGCUACUUCCACGAAGCCUAUUUCAAGAAGCACAAAUUCAACACCGUCCCGAACGUGCAGCUCAAAAACGUGGAGAGCCUAAAGAAGGACGCCUACGAGAUUGAAAUUCACCGGCUCCUGGGCGAGGCUGCAGUUCUGGAUCACAGCAAGAACCCAUGCGAGGACUCCUUCCUGCCCGACACCGAGGGCAAGACCUACGUGAUGUACAUCAGGAUGGAGCAGGAAGCCGACUUCACCACCUGGACUCAACUCGCCAAGUGCCUCCACGUCUGGGACCUGGACGUCCGCGGGAACCACAAAGGCUUGUGGCGUCUCUUCCGCAAGAAGAACCACGUCCUGGUGGUGGGCGUGCCCGCCUCCCCCUACUCGUCGAAGAAGCCCUCCGCAGUGACCCCGAUCUACAUGGAGCCCCCCGCCAAGGAAGAGGUGGCCGGGCAGGUGGCAGCGGCAGAGCAGACGUGA
Emys orbicularis (European pond turtle) is the source of this 1980-nucleotide messenger RNA. RefSeq names its product protein O-linked mannose N-acetylglucosaminyltransferase 1 (beta 1,2-) (gene POMGNT1). Gene Ontology annotation, biological process: protein O-linked glycosylation via N-acetylgalactosamine. The transcript has 21 exons. Bases 1 to 1980 code for a protein of 659 amino acids. NCBI's taxonomy places the organism in Eukaryota, Metazoa, Chordata, Testudines, Emydidae. The record is from RefSeq and is a predicted model, not a curated record. Gene Ontology annotation, molecular function: beta-1,3-galactosyl-O-glycosyl-glycoprotein beta-1,3-N-acetylglucosaminyltransferase activity. Gene Ontology annotation, cellular component: Golgi membrane.